AGAUCGGUAACGACACGUAGUGGGACAUUUGCAAAUUUUCCGUUUCGCUCAGGACGUUUUUCCGGUUUUUACGAAAAGUUAUUGCGAGCUCGUUUGCGUCUCGCACCAGACGUCUCCUGGUGACACAGUGAUAUUCGACGUCCAACAUUUCAUCCGGAUAUUUUUCACGGUGGACCUUCGAUUGUGCGUAAUGGAGAGACAGAGAAAUUUGUUGCAGCCACGCAACGUAUACAAUCGCAGGAGCGGCGCGCGAUGCUGAGUUACGAUCCGUGGAUUUCGAUUUACGCGUGAUUUGAUUUAGCGAGCGAGUUGGAACGCGCGCGUGAUUUUCGACGUCGACAUUCGGGGAUUGAUCGUCCGCUUCUCGGUUAAUUGCUUUCCGAAAUUUCGUACACGUCGGCGCGCGUUUUAAUGGGCAAAUCGCAUCGUUCGCGUUCACGAGGAAUAUAGGAAUACUUUGCCGUGAGCGCGAAUUAUAAUCGGCGACGUCAUCCGCAAAUGCGAGCCACUUCGGGAGUGAAUUCCGGCGCCACUCCCGCUCGACGACGGUGUUACAGCUCGCUGAGAGAAAGGUCUCGCGUCGUUUGCGUCGUGUUUCCUGGAACAAGGGAGUAGAAGGAGAAUUCCCGUUACAAUUUCGUCGGUCGUUUCCGCGACUCCCGUGUGCUACAAGUGCAUUCGACGAUACAAAGGAGUCGUCGACGUCGCGCUCGAAGCGGCCGCGGCUCUCGAGAACGAGCUUUGUCGCUUCGGAUGAAAGUAAGACGGACAUCGUAAGAGGAUUUAGCUUUAUUGCUGCGGCGGAUCUUGAAGAAAGUGGAAGUUAACAGAAAGUGAGAGUCUUCUCUUCUCUUUUCAAAGAGAGAGAGAGAGAGAGAAAACCGUGACCGGUUCACAGCGCGUCGGCCGCCUGGCCAGUUACAUCGAUUGCGGGUCCAGGGACAGGUAUUUGUUCGGACAAUCACGCGUAUAAGCAAUUGCGUACCUUCGAGAAUUCAGGUUAAGGCGAACUUAUGGCUCUCGGAGUCGCGGGGCAUGAUCGACUGCGUGUUUACGUAAUAAUACGUGAUCAUUGAAAAUCGUCGGAGUCAUCGCUGCGAAUCGACGUCUGUGCAUUUACGUUAGAUACAUUAGAUACAUAAUUUUAUACCUGUGGUGAAUAUCAUGUUUUCUGACGAUAUACAUGUAACGAACAAGCAACCGGAAUAUAAUCUGCGAUCAACUGGAUUUCGAUAUAAUCAUAACACUUUCAUUUCACACAUUUUUACACGCUAUAUGUAUUUUGAAGUAGAAAAAAAACAGGAUCAAAUUUUUUUCAAUCUCAUUACGUUCGAAUUUGUUCCCCAAUAAAUAAAAUCCGCUCGAUAUUUCAUGCUUUUCCAGAUGUAAUUCUCUAUCUCUGUGGAUUUGUUGACAUCAUUUUAUCAGACUUGCGUCUGAUAGGAUUGUUAGGAGGUUGACAACAAGUUAUCGGGUUAUCCUAGUCCAGCGCCUUGCUGAAAUCAACAUGGACACCAGUACGAUGCGUUUGGUGAUAUUCAUAGGCAUGUUUCUGGUUUUCGCUGGGGAUUAUAGCGCGUUAAUUGCCUCAAUUUUCGGUAACACUACGGAGAAGAACAUAACUGAUACUAUAAAAGAACCAGAGGCUCAGCUCAGAGGGCCCGAUGAAAAGGCGCCCGUUGUCUCGAAAGCAGACGUCGAUAAGAAUAACGUUGCCUUACGCCGUGCGAAGAUGAUGGCGACGAUCAAAACUGCUUGCUUGCCGAAGCUAAUAUGCGAACUCACCAAAUCCGUUCACCCAGACCAACUAAGUGAAAUGGAGCGAUCUCUUUUGAAUCUUAUAAGGGAUACAAGUCUGAGUACUUUGGCGGAAGUGCCGUCGAGGUACCACUUCGCGGCUCACAUGGGUCAACUGAUUUCUGGUAUAGAAGGUCAAGGCUGUCAUAACUUUUACCCGACGUGCCCGUUGCCGGGGAUCAGCGUUCUGAACAUGAUGAAGAAGGUUCGUUUACAGCGAUGAGCCGUGACCACCGUAACCGUCGCAAUCGACGAAUACUAAACCUGUGAUACUGUGGAUGCUUGUUUUUUGCUCGCACUCGGGAGAUUGCUAGCAUCGAAAAUUCAAUUCGCGCGAUCAGCGAUGAAUCGCGUUUUUGGCGAUGUAACAUGCCAACGGUGCGCAAGCACUUUCAUGAUAAUUAUUACCGAGGAAAAAAAUGACAAUGUUCUGCGACAUUAAAAAUAUUAUUUAGAUCAUAAAGGAAAAGUUCUAGUUUGUAAAUUGAAUUCCUAAAUUGUUGAGUAUUUGAACUAAUAUUGUUAAUGUCUAAUUUUUUUUUAUCUCAAAAAGUUGUUCCGCCAGAUUUUGCAAUUGAUGUGUAGUUAUUUACUUUUGUAAAUUUAAAAAGUGACACAUUUGUGCUCAAUAUUACUAUUGGCUUGUUAAUAAGUACUCAUGUCUCGCUUUUAUGUAUUUCUGUCACUCAUUUCUGAUACGUCAGCGAGUAGAAUGAUUUUCGCACAUACACAAUCGCUUAUUUUUAUUGUGACUUUGUAUUGUUACUUUGUACAUAUUACCAUCUUUUAAUAAGAAGCAACAACAAUAAAUUGCAACUUCAAAACACUGAAUAUUCUCGUUUUCCGAUUA
This is a messenger RNA of Vollenhovia emeryi, 2647 nucleotides long. RefSeq lists its product as uncharacterized. The transcript is spliced from 3 exons. Bases 1508 to 2020 code for a protein of 170 amino acids. NCBI's taxonomy places the organism in Eukaryota, Metazoa, Arthropoda, Insecta, Hymenoptera, Formicidae. The record is from RefSeq and is a predicted model, not a curated record.